This is a messenger RNA of Microthlaspi erraticum, 1764 nucleotides long. Lineage: Eukaryota; Viridiplantae; Streptophyta; Magnoliopsida; Brassicales; Brassicaceae. The record is from the annotation of a GenBank genome assembly.
AUGGCGGAAUCUCCGGAUCUCACGGCGAAAGCCACGGCUUUUCUCAACACUAGAAACUUAGAAGAAGUAGCGAAGGUUUUAUUCCCACUCUUCAUGGAUCAAGAAACCAGCGAACACCAAUCGUCGCUUGCUCUCUACGAACACUGCGUCGCCACUUCCCCAGAUUCCCUAACCCGUAAGCUCCUCAACGUUUAUCUAUCUUCUCCCAGCGCCAUUUUCCGAUUCCGAGCGAUCCACCUCCUCUCCGAAACAAUCUCCGAUUUAAGAAACUGCAACUUCAGAUUCUCUCCCCCGGAACUCAAUCUCAUCAAACCCCUUCUGAUUUCCUGCUUAUGGAAGAAAGAAUCCAAACCAUCCGACAUCAAAAUCCUCGCGAGAAUCGUCUCCUUCGUAGCCCACAACAACGGCGGAGAAUGGAACGAGCUCAGCGAUUGCAUCCUCGAGCUCGCGAACACCGAUCCCCGGAAGGCGUGUCUCGUCGUCCUCGAUCUGCCGCUAGCGUACGGGAGAUUCAUCACCCGGUUUGCUAAACCGAUUCUGGAGAAAACCGAGACGAUGCUGCUCGGUGGUGGAGAGAGAGAUUGGAGUUUGGCAUUGCAAACCGCAAUCAAAAUCGCUGUUCAGGUCUCGGAUUCAGAAACCGACGUUGAGAGGAUUGUUCUGAAGCCAGCUGAGGAAACGGUGAAGAAAGAGUUUCUACAAAAAGGGAUUGAAGAUCUCAAGAAGUUCUUAGCGAGAGAUGGGAUUGUUUGUAGGUACAACGACGAUCAACGCUUCUUCGUCGGGUGGUUAGUUUUCAAGAUCGCUGUUUGUUGCUACCAAACGAUUGAACAGAGCAAGAGAGUCACGAGUGAGGUUCUUAGAGUGCUUAAGAAACCGAGAAAGUAUGAGAAAGAUGUUGGAUUUGCGAGUGACUGGUGGGACUAUUUGACGGAGUUAUCUCCGGUGGAUGUUUUGAGAGUCUAUGCGUUGAAGAACAUCGGAGGGGAGUCUAAAGAAUUAGCAAUCAAGCGGCUCAACUUUGUACUGUUUGAACACACUUCGGAGAAGGUGAAGAUAGAGGUUCAAGUGAUGAGACAGCUCCAGGGGAAUCUUAUCUUGCGUCUCAAGGAAGAAGGAGUCUCUGAGAACAUGUUUAGAGUUCUAGGUGAAGUUGUGUUCCACGUUGCUAAUGAGAUGUUGAGCUCUGAAGAGGAUAAAUGGUUUGAUCUCUGGAGCUACAUUGGAUCAGAAUGCAAAACAGAGUUUAAGAAAGCUGUUUAUGUGUUCCAGUGCUUGACAAUGUGGCUUGAGGAUAAAGAAUUUGUGAUUCCUGCGGUUGAUAAUCUGCUCCCGGAGAUAACAAGAAGGCUUAAACAUCCUUUGGUAGAUGAGAGUUGUUGGGCCUUGGCGUUUGUGGGUGCGUUCUGUGCCAUGAUUCAUUUGGUAGAGAUGAGUGAUCGCGUUGAAACUGUUAAGGAGGUUUUGUGUAUUAUGGUUGGUUCGGUGAGAGAGCUUGUGGGAAGAAGAAUGGAAGUAGGGUUUGUGAGGAGAGGUUUUAGAGAUGUGGAGAGCGUUGUGAAGAAAGAGUUGAAGUGGUACAGUGCGAGCGAGUACAGAUUCGUUAAGGGUUUGCUUCGGAGGCUGUAUGAGAUCAAAGGCAUGGAAAUGGAGAGUAAGAUUGUGUUGUGGAGGAUCAACAAGAUUGUCGAGAGAGGAGUGAAAGAUGUGGUUAAAGAGUAUCCAAAGGGAUGGCUUGAUUGGUUGAAGAAACCUGAGGCUUAG